AGCAGCAGCAGCAGCAUGUCUGUGUUUAUGGACCUAAACUUGUUAUUUUGUGCUGACAGGAAGCGUCUGCAGAGCCUGGUGGAAACAGCCGCUAACCUUGGAUUCUCCACCGUCGCCAUCAACUAUGUGUUUGAACCCAAAGCCAAGAAGAAACAGGAAGUCCCCUCCCCGGUACCAAUCAGUGAGCUGAUAGGUCAGCUGCCCGUGGUGCAGGGUCGCUCUCGUCCAAUCAGAGUGCUGAACAGGCUGACGGUGGUGAUGUCAGAGGCUAAUCACUUUAGGCCCAACGCCACAGAGUAUCGGCCCUUUGACCUCCUGGCCGUCCAGCCCACCACAGAGAAACUCUUCCAUGCGGCCUGCUUGCUGUGUGACGUUGACAUCGUCUGCAUCUCUGUGAUGGAGAAACUUCCCUUCAUCUUCAAACGAGCGCCGGUCAACGGGGCCAUUGACAGAGGCGUGGUGUUUGAGGUGUCCUACGCCGCGGCCAUCAGAGACUCCACCAUGAGGCGCUACACCAUAGCCAACGCCGUCAGCCUGAUGGAGAGCUGCAAAGGAAAGAACGUCAUCAUCUCCAGCGCAGCUGAGAAGGCUUUGGAAAUCAGAGGACCUUAUGACAUCACCAACCUAGGGUUGCUGUUCGGCCUGUCAUUGGCUGAUUCUAAGGAGGCCGUCUCUUCCACAUGCAGAGCCGUUUUACUCCACGCAGAAACCAGGAAGACGGCCAGUGGCAUCAUUUACACCAUGAAGAAGCAGCAGCAGCAGGAGGAGGAGCAGGACGCUGCAGGCUGUAGGUUAUCAGUCAUGUCUGAUCUGCCGAACCUCAGAUGUUCCUUUAGCUCAGCGGUCGGCAAC
This is a messenger RNA of Cyprinodon variegatus (sheepshead minnow), 852 nucleotides long. It is a transcript of the gene rpp30, whose product is annotated as ribonuclease P/MRP 30kDa subunit. NCBI's taxonomy places the organism in Eukaryota, Metazoa, Chordata, Actinopteri, Cyprinodontiformes, Cyprinodontidae. Gene Ontology annotation, molecular function: RNA binding. Gene Ontology annotation, cellular component: nucleolar ribonuclease P complex. The annotation marks the transcript as partial. Gene Ontology annotation, biological process: tRNA processing. The record is from RefSeq and is a predicted model, not a curated record. The transcript has 10 exons.